AUGGCAUCCACCGUGAAGGGCAGGGAGGAGGCCCCUCCCGCUUCACCGACACAACGUGAGCCGCAGCGUGGACUGGAAGCGCUCUCGAAUUUCUACGGCCGUCUCUCCGCGGAUCAUCGCACGAGAAAUCAAGAGGCUUCCCUGUCCAGCUAUGCCAGCAGCAUGCGCAGAACCUCAUCCGGAACCGAGUUCUACAAUGCUCGCAGUGCCCAUGGUGGCGACGAAGUGACGCCUGCCGGUAACGCCUCACCAACCCAGCCCAGAUCUCCUCGAGUCUACACGUCGUUUUCGGCAGCGGCAGCGGCAGCAUCUCGAUCAUCCCUGAACAAAAGGGCAUCGCAGGCAAGCAUUCCUGGCAACCCAACCGCACCGUCUUCCAUUCGCAACUCGUCCGCCCUCUCUUCUCCUCGCACCAAUACCUUUCCUGCCUAUGCCAACCAAACCACUUCUAACAGUGGCGCCGGUGUUGCCGCCUCAGGUCUUGCCUCGGCAGCCGCGCCAUCCAAGGGCACGUCGUUCGACAUCGCAGCUAUCAAUCGGUACUCUCCCAGUACCUUCGCCAGUGCCUUUCCAUGGCUCUCGAGCAGCUCAGAUGCCGCAUCAAAGCGGACACGCCAGGCCCCGACCGACUACAGCAAGGCCGACUCCUCCAAGGCAGCUUCAUAUAAGUCCAAGACCGACUCGCCACCUGUUGCACAAUACAGUCAGGGAAAAGGCUUUGGCUGGAGUCCUACGAAGGACCAGACACCUCGAAAAUCGAACUCCAAGGCGCGACCAGAUCUCCAAGGCUCUCAGAUCACCCCGGUGGGUCGCGGCCUUGGCCUCGAAUCCUCUUCCGAGCUUGACCUUCCUGGACGCAUGCGUGAUCAACGCAAAGGUGCGCCGGCGCCACCACGCCUCUCCCAAGAUCCAGUGGCACUCGGCCUCGACGCCGAGGUGAAACCCAGAUCGAGCUUCAGCAAAGAUUCGGCCUUUUCGCGACUUGGCCGUGCCUUCCGCCGCAAGAGCAAGACAGGCAGUGACUUGAAGGCUGAUAUCCGUGCGGAUCUUCGCAACGCGCCGCCCGUACCGGCGCUACCCUCCAGCAUCCCUGGAAAGCUCUCGGAUCCUCUCGCUGCAAAGGCGCUCGAACCCAGCAGCGGCUAUCCAGACCGCUCUAUCGAAGGAGCGAAACCUAGCAUGGACGUCAGCGCAAAGGACCUGCAACUGAAAGCAAGCGCCGCCACAGAGCAAACGAGUGCGAUCGACGCCUCGCUCCACGGGUCGACAGAACCAGAGGCCAAUUCAUCGACCACCGACUCUGCCCAGGCGAAUGUCAACAAAGGCUCGCCCACCAGACGACCAAUGUCCAUGGACUCGACGACGUCCAGUGCCCGCCGCAGAUCACUCGCCUUCCUCGCCUCGGCCAUCUCCAUGGGUGGCAUCGCUUCCGAAGCAGAAGGCGGCUCCAACGAUAAGCCUUUCGAGAGAGAAGCGGCGAUCAACUGUCGCGGCUGA
Molecule: messenger RNA, 1497 nt
Organism: Kalmanozyma brasiliensis GHG001
Lineage: Eukaryota; Fungi; Basidiomycota; Ustilaginomycetes; Ustilaginales
Exons: 2
Coding region: 1-1497 (498 amino acids)
Source: RefSeq, a predicted model, not a curated record